GACGUACUUUGGACGCACCGCCAAAGGUUUUUAAGGACCGGCCUAACUUGUGACAACAAACGGAUGCCGUCAAUAUGACGUGAAAUUUGACACAAACUUUUACGUCUUAACUCCGCUAGAUUUAACGGAUCUUUCAACCCCAAAACUUAACGUCCGUCGUCUAUCCAAUUUCCAAUUCCCCCAAAUUCACCAAACCCUAACCCUAAUUUCGAUGGCAUCUUCCGACGACGACUUUCCAAUCACCACCACCACCGCCGGAAACCACCACUCAAACCCUAACUUCCACCACACUCUAUCUGCUUCCACCGCCGCGGCAGCUCACUUACUACCUCCGAUCAACACACCGCCACCACCAGGGACAGAACAUGAAUCCAACGGUUACGACGGCGCGUUCUGCUCACGGCAGAUGGCGGUUACGCCGUACGAAACGGAUUCCGAUCAGAACAGAUCGGAAUUCAGCGACGGUGGAACGCCGUACAGUUAUAGUAAUAAAAAAUCUAAAGUUUCGGUGACGUCAUCCGGUGGUGGUGAGUAUAGGAAGGAUAGAGAAGAAUGGAGUGAUGAUGCAAUUGCUUGUUUGUUGGAUGUUUAUCUUGAUAAGUUUUUGGUAUUGAAUAGGGGAAAUUUGAGAGGGAGGGACUGGGAAGAGGUUGCGGCGGUGGUUAGCGAGCGGUGUGAGAAGCAACGGAAAAGUGUGGAGCAGUGUAAGAAUAAAGUUGAUAACUUGAAAAAGAGAUAUAAGUUGGAGAGACAUAGGAUGAUGAUGAAUAGUAGUGGGAAUGGCAUGAAUGGGAAUUCUACGAGUCAUUGGCCUUGGUUUAAAAAGAUGGAACAGAUUGUCGGGAAUGCGUUGCCUUUAAAGACGGUUUUGGGCGAAGAGAAUUCCGGGAGUGGCGGGAUGAGUAGCCCUGGUAGACAGUCCAAAAGAUAUACCACUGCAACGUCUAGUCCAAGUUGUCAGAUGACUACCAUAAAGCCAAAACCAGUGACUAGUGCUAGAUGGAGAAGAGUUGUCUUCAAAGUUAGUGGCACUUCUUUGGCUGGAACUGGUUCUCAAAGUGUUGAUCCGAAGGUACAUUAUCUUAUUACACUGGUAUGGACGGUUCAGUUACAUGUAAAAAUCUUUUUAAUACUAGUGAUUCUGCAAUUCUGCCGAUCUUUUAUUGUACAGGUGGCAAUGCUGAUUGCCAGAGAAGUAGCAAUGGUUUGCAAUGUUGGUGUUCAGGUGGCAUUAGUAGUUGGUGGGCGCAAUUUCUUUUGUGGAGACACAUGGGUUACAACCGCUGGUAUGGAUAGAAGCACUGCUUAUCAGAUUGGUAUGAUGGCAACUGUGAUGAAUUCCAUAAUCAUUCAGUCAGCAUUGGAGAAGUUGGAUGUUGAUACACGUGUCAUGUCAGCCUUUCCUAUGCCUGAGGUCUUUGAACCUUACAGCAGGCAACGAGCAAUCAGACAUCUAGAAAAACAGAGGGUGGUAAUAUUUGGUGGCAUUGGGGCUGGCACAGGAAAUCCACUCUUCUCUACUGACACAGCUGCUGCUCUUAGAGCCUCUGAAAUUCAUGCUGAUGCCUUUAUCAAAGGUACUAAUGCAGACGGUUUAUAUGACUCUAUGAGCAGUGUUGCAUUUGAUCACAUUUCAUUUAGGGAGUUGGCAUCAAGAGGUCCAUCACCCAUGGAUAUGAUGGCUGCCACAUAUUGCGAAGAGAAUGGGAUCCCUGUUGUCUUAUUCAAUCUUCACGAGCCUGGAAAUAUAUCAAGAGCAUUAUCUGGAGAACAAGUUGGCACGCUAAUUGAUCAGACGGGAAGGGUUGACUAAUUUUAUUUAACCUGUAUACUGACAUCGAAACCCCUCACAUGUCACUGUAAACAUCCUUGUGUCUCAGGUCCCGUUAUAAACUGCCCACCAAAUUUUGUUGCUGUAUAUUGCUGGCUUUCGACUAAAGAAAAGCAGACAACAUAUUGAAGUGGAGGUGGGUAUUGUUUAUUGUAUGUGACGUGUAAAUGAUAUCUGACAUAGAUGUCUUAGGUAAAAUCUUGUAAUAUCCAUAGUCGAGUGAGUGUUAGGCUGUGAUCAAGGUCUUGUAUCCGAACUUAUAUACAAGAUGAUGUGAUCUUGGGUGGUGAUUUCACCCUUAUUUUGUGCA
Molecule: messenger RNA, 2141 nt
Organism: Erigeron canadensis
Lineage: Eukaryota; Viridiplantae; Streptophyta; Magnoliopsida; Asterales; Asteraceae
Exons: 6
Coding region: 212-1813 (533 amino acids)
Biological process (GO): UDP biosynthetic process
Cellular component (GO): cytoplasm
Molecular function (GO): UMP kinase activity
Source: RefSeq, a predicted model, not a curated record